Messenger RNA from Polypterus senegalus (gray bichir), 951 nucleotides. RefSeq names its product olfactory receptor 1-like. The record is from RefSeq and is a predicted model, not a curated record. The coding region runs from base 1 to 951 and encodes 316 amino acids. Lineage: Eukaryota; Metazoa; Chordata; Cladistia; Polypteriformes; Polypteridae. Gene Ontology annotation, cellular component: membrane. Gene Ontology annotation, biological process: G protein-coupled receptor signaling pathway. The transcript has a single exon. Gene Ontology annotation, molecular function: G protein-coupled receptor activity; olfactory receptor activity.
AUGAACACGUCCGUGGAGUCGGUGUCCGAAUUUGUGCUGCACUGCGUGAUCAAUUCCAGCCAGAGGAACUAUACAAUUGCGGCUCUCAUCUUCAUUUACUUGACGUCACUUUCUAGCAACCUGCUGGUUGUUCUGGUCAUAAUGCAGAACCAUCAGCUUCAAACACCUAUGUUCCUUUACAUUGCAACUCUUGCAAUAUUAGACUUACUGAACAGCACUAAUAUUAUUCCACGAAUGGUAGCGGCCCUCAUUUCGGAUUACCUUCCUGUCCCGUAUGGACCCUGCAUUCUGCAGAUUCACGUGGAAGCUCACAUUCAAAUAGUAGGAACUCUUCUUUUAUCCCUCAUGGCGGUUGACCGCUAUGUUGCUGUAGUUUAUCCCCUCAGAUACCCUUCACUGAUCACUAAUAAAACAGUCUUGGCCUGCCUCUUACAAACCAAUGUUAUUGCAAGUUUAUUCAUCAUACCGUUGACAGUUUUAUUGACCGAACUUCCUUUUUGUCAAGAUAACGUCCUUUCUUCUUGUUUCUGUGAUUAUUCUACAAUGGUUCAGAAGUCAUGUACUGAAGAUCCCAAGUUUCUAAUUUAUCUCUCCGGCCUGACAGUUGUCUUUGUCACUGGCCCAUUGUUACUGAUCUUGUACUCUUACUUUCGAAUCACAUUGGCAGCACUUCAAAUUUCAUCUGCUGAAGGAAGAAAAAAGGUUUUUAGCACCUGUCUGACUCACCUACUGGUGGUUGGAACUGUUUACAUACCUUUGUUUUUGUCAUACGUCUUACCAGGAACUGGGAUAAUCUUAUCUAUUGAAGCCUACAACAGUCUCAUCAUUGUUGGCACUACAAUCCCUCCCAUGUUAAAUCCAAUUAUUUACAGUUUUCGCAAUAAGGAGAUCAAAACAAGCAUUUACAAGAUUUUCACACAGAGAAAGGGAAUGGUGGACGUUAAAUCCUGA